This is a messenger RNA of Maylandia zebra (zebra mbuna), 1763 nucleotides long. RefSeq names its product serum/glucocorticoid regulated kinase 2b (gene sgk2b). The record is from RefSeq and is a predicted model, not a curated record. Gene Ontology annotation, biological process: protein phosphorylation. Gene Ontology annotation, molecular function: protein serine/threonine kinase activity; ATP binding. NCBI's taxonomy places the organism in Eukaryota, Metazoa, Chordata, Actinopteri, Cichliformes, Cichlidae.
CUUAAACUGAACGGCAGGUCAGGGGCGACGUGAGACAAGUAGGGCACCUCAGAGAAGGACAGUCCACCCGUGUGCCUUCAGCAGCAGCUACCUGCGCUCUGCUCCUCAGAUAUUUUCUUUUUUAAUUUUCAUUUUUCAAGUUAAACCAGCUGGUCGUUUUUUCUUUUCUUUUCCAGAUGAUCGUGUCUCAAGAAAGGCCCAUGACCUAUGCCAAGAUGAAAGGCCUUGUCUCGUUUCUCUCAGCUCUGCUCAAGGGGAAGAAAGUGGGCUUCAGUGACUUCUUGCACAAAUUUGUUUCCAGCCAGCACCUCUGCCAACACCUGGACACUGAGAAAAUCCUGCAGAGACAAAGCAAACCGGGGAGAGGGAAGGAGGAGAAAUCUACUUUGAGCUCCACGAACACAGAAACCUCACAGAUGAAACCAUCAGACUUCGACUACCUCAAAGUCAUCGGCAGAGGAAGCUUUGGAAAGGUGCUGCUGGCAAGACAUAGAAAACAAGGGGGUUAUUAUGCCGUGAAAGUGCUCCAGAAACAGUUGAUUGUCAAGAGGAAAGAGAAGCAUGUGAUGGUUGAGAGGAGUGUACUGCUGAAAGGACUACAGCAUCCAUUCCUGGUGGGACUCCACUUCUCUUUCCAGACACCAAACACUCUCUACUUUGUCCUGGACUAUGUCAACGGAGGGGAGCUUUUCUACCACCUGCAGAGAGAGGGGUCAUUUCCAGAACCCAGAGCUGCUUUCUAUGCUGCAGAGGUGGCUGCAGCACUGGGCUACCUCCACUCUCUUAACAUCGUCUACAGAGACCUGAAACCUGAGAACAUCCUGCUGGACAGUGAGGGCCACGUGAUGCUGACUGACUUUGGGCUUUGUAAAGAAGGUGUGGCCACAGGUGGGGUCAUGCACACCUUCUGUGGCACUCCGGAGUACCUUGCUCCAGAGGUGUUACACGGCCAUCCAUAUAGCCCAGCUGUGGACUGGUGGGGACUCGGCACGGUGGCUUAUGAGAUGAUCUGUGGACUGCCUCCAUUUUAUAGUCGCAGUAAACUGCAAAUGUUUCAGAACAUCCUUCACGGCCCUCUGCAGCUACGCAGCGACAUCUCUAAAGCUGCCUGCUCACUGUUGGAGGGCUUAUUGGAAAAAGAUGUCUCCAGACGCUUAGGAGCGAGCUGUGACAUUGCGGAGCUGCAGGAACAUCCCUUCUUCGCCUCUAUCGACUGGGAUGACCUCCUGGCCAGAAAAAUCAGACCCCCUUUCAUCCCAAAAGUGGCUGGUCCUUGGGAUGUCAGUUACAUUGACCCAGCGUUUACACGACAACCUGUACCUGCCUGUGUGAACGACAUGUGCCAGGAGGCCGGGGUCAGCGAGGCCUUCCAAGGAUUCUCCUACAUGAACCCUGUGGAGUACCUGGCAGCAGAGCCGGUUUCAUAACAACACCGAAUCCUCCGGGGGCGCGGUUGUUCAGUUGUUUCUUUUUUACAUCAUUAAUUUUUAAGUGGGUGUCUAUUUUUAAGAACUUGAGCAAAAAGAUUUUUAUGCUAACAGUGCAACAUACUGUAUGUUUCAUUGGAUGUUUUGUUUGUUUGUUUUGUGUUUUUGGCUAUUGAUGUUAAUUCAAUAUGUGGUCGUGAUGAUGGAAUGGGCUGGUCACUAUUUCAUCCUCGCUGCUUUAAUGCAUUAUAUGAAGCACUCAACAGUUUGGAGUAGAUUUAUUUUUCAACACUUUGCAUUUACAGGAUAUUAAAAUAUACAAUGUGUACUGCAAAA